Messenger RNA from Anastrepha ludens (Mexican fruit fly), 2306 nucleotides. It is a transcript of the gene Gpdh1, whose product is annotated as glycerol-3-phosphate dehydrogenase [NAD(+)], cytoplasmic. Lineage: Eukaryota; Metazoa; Arthropoda; Insecta; Diptera; Tephritidae. Gene Ontology annotation, molecular function: protein homodimerization activity; NAD binding; glycerol-3-phosphate dehydrogenase [NAD(P)+] activity. Gene Ontology annotation, biological process: glycerol-3-phosphate catabolic process; carbohydrate metabolic process. The record is from RefSeq and is a predicted model, not a curated record. The transcript is spliced from 9 exons. Gene Ontology annotation, cellular component: glycerol-3-phosphate dehydrogenase (FAD) complex; cytosol. Bases 641 to 2089 code for a protein of 482 amino acids.
UUGGACAGAAAAAAAAUUACGUUCUCAUUUUCGCACAUUUUUUUCCGAUGAAUAGAAUAAAUUGUUUAUUUGAAAAACUAAUCUCUCUUCGAAAUUAAGUGCAAGUAAAUAAGAAAACUGGCUGAUAACAGAUUCCCCGAUAUAUCUAUAAGUACAUUCACUGGGCUCUGACGAAAGUGUGCGGCGACUCGUGUUUAUAAAUUGGGCGCGUUGAAUUCGUAACAAUCGUCAAAACACACUUAUCAAAAGUCAGUAGCUCCACAAUCGGGAGCAGGAAGUGAGUGCUCAAACUAAGAAAAAGACACUCGCAAAACACGAGACGCUUAGCUGUUCGCUUUUUUUGAUAACUUGUACAGAGUACGAUUGAGUAAAGGCAGCAGUUUGCCAAGAUAAAAAAGCAAAAAACACGACGGCAAGAGUCGCCACCUGAGCGCAUGAAACUUGGUAGCGGCCGCCACAUAAAUUCAGUUUUCGUCGCCACUUUGCUUGUGUUAAACGUGUCACUCUCAGUUGGGAUAUAGGAGGGCAUAUAGCUCCUGUUCAUACAUAAAAAAUAGUACGCACGCGUAGAACGAAAGUAAACGCAAUUCAUAUUUCUUAACAAAUUUCGCUUAUUUGAAAAAAUAUCAAAUUAUACAAUAUGGCUGAUAAAACCAGCGUUUGCAUUGUCGGUUCAGGCAACUGGGGCUCAGCAAUAGCUAAGAUUGUGGGCGCCAAUUGUGCUAAUUUGCCACAAUUCGAAGAAUGCGUGACUAUGUAUGUGUAUGAGGAGGAAAUUGACGGCAAAAAAUUGACUGAAAUCAUAAACACCACACACGAGAAUGUUAAAUAUUUGCCAGGACAUAAGUUGCCACCGAAUGUGGUCGCUGUGCCAGAUCUCGUUGAAGCGUGCAAAAACGCUGACAUCCUCAUUUUCGUUGUGCCACAUCAGUUCAUUCCGAACUUUUGCAAAUCGCUGUUGGGAAAAAUUAAGCCCAAUGCAAUUGCCAUUUCACUGAUUAAGGGCUUUGAUAAGGCUCAAGGCGGUGGUAUUGAUCUUAUUUCCCACAUUAUUACCCGCCAUUUGAAGAUCCCCUGCUCCGUGCUCAUGGGUGCCAAUUUGGCUAAUGAAGUGGCACAGGGUAACUUCUGUGAAACCACCAUUGGUUGCCGCGAUGUCAAGUACGCCAAAACAUUGCGCGAUCUCUUCCAGGCAAAUUUCUUCCGUGUGGUUGUGGUGGACGACUCUGAUGCCGUCGAAGUGUGCGGUGCACUCAAGAAUAUUGUUGCCACCGGCGCUGGUUUCGUCGAUGGUCUAGGUUUGGGUGAUAACACCAAAGCGGCAGUCAUUCGUUUGGGUCUGAUGGAAAUGGUAAGAUUUGUCGAUGUCUUCUACCCAGGCAGCAAAUUAUCAACGUUCUUCGAGAGCUGUGGUGUGGCUGAUCUAAUUACCACUUGCUAUGGUGGCCGUAACAGGCGUGUUGCAGAGGCUUUCGUGAAAACUGGCAAAACUAUCGAGCAGCUGGAAAUUGAGAUGUUGAACGGACAGAAAUUGCAAGGUCCUCCCACCGCCGAGGAAGUGAAUUAUAUGCUGAAAAAUAAGGGCUUGGAAGACAAAUUCCCGCUCUUUACGGCCAUUCACAAGAUUUGCACAAAUCAAUUGAAAGUUCAAGAUUUGAUUGAUUGCAUACGUAAUCACCCUGAGCAUAUGGUGAAAACGGGCAGCAAAGGCGAUAAAGGUAAAGGCGGCAAAGGUGGCGCUUGCGGCAAGAAGCCGGGCCAUAAAGCACCAACACCAUGUUGUCAACCCAAGGGUGGUGAUGAUACACAAAAGUGCAAAUUCCACACAUUCAACUAUCGUGUGACGCCACUCAAAGCAAAGAGUGUCACCUUUCGUUUAGUGCCGAAGGGGCAGAAAAAAGAGUUUGCCAUCUUGAAUGCCAAUUCGAACAAUAUGUACCUGUUCAAUGGCUUCCACACGCGUUGUGGCAAAGGAUUGCCGCUGGGCAUGCGCGCUCUGUCGGGGGCCAGCAAGCCGGUGCGUGCCCUUAAUGCGGGACUGGGUGUGCUGGCAACAUUUUGCGCCUACAAUGCGUCGAAGGUUAAAUGAAUUGAAGCACAGUGAAAUCGAAAUUCUAAGUGAUAUAGCGAAUAGCGCAAAGAAAUACCGAAAAUAUUUAUUUAUUUAUUUAGUAAUUUAACAAAUUUUUUAAAAAUGCAGUCACAGGAAGUUCACAAAUAAUGCAGUAAUACAUACGCGCAACCACGCAUGUAUGUAUGUAGGCAUAUAUGUACACGCACAUUUGAAAGCUAUUUAUUUUGAUACA